AUGGUCGCUGCGGAACAAGAUCAAGAGGUUGGAGAUGUUGAGCAUGAUGAACUCGCCGAGGCCGCCGCCGAGCUCCUGGCCAGCCUCCCACUCAAAGCUGCGGACUUCCUACGCAACAAUGCGAGCCUGGCUGCGCAAAAGGACGUUGCAGCGUGCCUCACCAAAAAUGGGGUGACGAAUGGAAUACUACUCCAAGACUUGGAUAAGUCCGUGUGCAAGACACUUGCCCGGGAUCUCACCGAUGAAGCUAACCUGGUGGUGUUGCGAGCCCUUGCUCGAAUUUAUGCGCUCACGAAAAGCGACGGUGAACGAGCUCCCAAGAGGAAGAGAGAUGAACAGUUAGAGGAUUUUGACGAAGAGGUCCUACUGCUUCGACAACGCCAGUUUCAAGAAAAGUAUGGCACUCGCGUGGCAGGGCGCUUCGUGGUGAAGCCAGCCACCUUGGCGAAGAUGCGUGUGCGGAGAAUGGUCCCCCUAUCCGCCUGUGACGGUGCUUCGAUAGUGACCCGUACGGGAUCUACUCAUACAUUUCUACUCGACAAGACUACGGGUACCUCCCGACUGGGCGACGAAGAUCACAAGCCCUCUGAUGACGCUACCUGCCAAGCGGCCGACUUCUUCUUGCGCCUGUCCAGGUGGGGCUUAUCGGCUUGCCUGCUCGGCCAGAUGACCCCCACCGAAGUCUUGUUGUACACCGCCAGAAUAGCUGAGCUAGGACGCUGUACGGGUGUCUCCUGUAUGCAAGCGGCUGACGCUGAAGUUCGCGCCGAACUGUCGAUGGGUAGUUCUGACGAUGCGUGGGGCAAGCAACUAACUGAUGGCCACCAAGAUAUCCUGUCCAAGCACAGGCAGAACGGGCGAGCUUCAAUAGCUCUCAAUAAAUCCUUCCACUCGGGUGGUCAUAGCUCAAGAAGCUCACACUCCCAUGCCUCUACAAAUCGCCCGAGACAGACUGAAGUCUGCAGGCAGUACAGCCGUGGUAAUUGUCGCUUUGGUCGCAACUGCAAGUAUCAGCACAUCAAGCAGCAGGAGCCAUCAACCAGGAUCAAGUCCGAGGAUCAUCAAAGUACGUCGAAGAAGCACUGGCAUGGGUUCUUCAUCGCUGCUGAUGGUUUCCCUCCUUUGCCGCCUUAUCGGGCAGUCGCGCUCGAACUUUCCUGCACUAAUCUUCCUGCUGUGCUUUUUCUCUCACUUGAUCCGCAUAGUUAG
This is a messenger RNA of Perkinsus marinus ATCC 50983, 1209 nucleotides long. RefSeq lists its product as hypothetical. The record is from RefSeq and is a predicted model, not a curated record. Gene Ontology annotation, molecular function: metal ion binding. Bases 1 to 1209 code for a protein of 402 amino acids. The transcript has a single exon. NCBI's taxonomy places the organism in Eukaryota, Perkinsozoa, Perkinsida, Perkinsidae.